UGGCGCUCUGGCGCAUGCCGCAUGAUGUAAUUCCUAUAUCAUGGUCUGGCGCUUGUCGCCUAGGCGCCGGCGCGCUGUUUGGCUCCUUGUGAUUGCCAUGAAUAUGAUUAAACAGUAAAUAAAUAAUAUAAUUAAUUGGUCUUGACUCUUAAAUUCAUUGUUGUGUUCAUAUUUAGUUGUCUAUUGUUCAUGAGCUAUCGCCAUUUUUUUAAAGUUCAUUCAGAUUUCGUUCUGUGGUUUCACUAAAGUUGAACAAGCAACGGUGUUCAGCACUUCAUUUUUGAUACUUACUACUUGGGCAACUCGGCGUCAAAAUGUGUUUACAUGUGUGUCUAGCAACUGUGGUUCUGGGUUCAUUUUCAUUCUUAUUCUAGACUAAAUCAUAAUAUAGUUAUUCUGCUAUAAAUUAUUAAUUAACAUGAACUCUCAAGAUCAAAAUAAUAGUAUGUACAAUGCAUUAAAAAAAAAAUCAUCCCAACAUGAAAAGAAUUUUCACAAAGAUAUAAAUCAUGAUAAUAAUAUAACUUCAUUCAAAGCUAUUUUGAACCAAGAAUUUUGUGUUAAGGAUGAUAAUAACGAUAAGUACCUUAAUAAUUUAUCCAUAGGAGACUUGAAUAAUAAAGUUAAAAAGUAUAAUACAUUGUACUUGGAAAAUAAAAUCAAUGUGCUUAAUGCAUUUGAUAUAGAUUUAAUCAAUUGUGUACAGCAAAUGGUCAAAAGAUCAAAAGAGACAAAUAUUUUGGAAAUUAGUAAUACAUUUGAUGCCAUGAGUAAAGUGUACUCAUGUAGAGUCGAUGAUAUUUGGAUAACAGGUAAUAAGUUAAUUAAAGAAUUUGUAUCAGAAACAAAAAAUAAAAAGCUUGUCAAAGAAAAUGAAAUCAAAACAAAACAAAAAUAUAGAAAAAAACUAAUGUUAACAACAGCAGACAAAUUAUGCUGUAAAGAAACCAGAAUGUUACCAAAAAAAAUGUAUUUAAACGUUGAUUUUGAUAGUGAUAUGAUUGACUAUUCAAAACCUUCAAGAAUAUUGAUAAAUAAGUAUUCUAAUAAGCCCUAUUGGCCAGAAUACAAUGUUCCUAAAAAUAUUAGAGUGAAUGAAAACCAACAAGAAACAUAUGAAAUGGAAGAUGUAAGUUUUUUCAUUAAAAAUGGAAAAAUUUGUCCUUCAUAUCAUAAAUUUAUAGCUGAAUGUGAUAAAAGUACAAAUUAUAAUGAUGACACCGACAUGAACAAAUUAGAUUAUAUUGUAACACAUUUUAAUCAAGAAACAUCUCAAUUUUGUGCUAACAAUUCUGAAGGAAUUGAUGAUUCAAUGGAAGUAGAUUUAAUUGAAUCAAAUUCAGGAAUAAUAGCAAGUACAGAUCCAGAAUCAUCUAAUCACAUUAACAAAACAUUUGGUAGACUAGAUAAUUUAAAUUCUUUAUCUCAGACAUUAUUAUUGGUGGAUACAACAAAUAGCAGUGAUUACACAUUCUUUAAUCGUAAAAAAAUGUGUUACUUUAAAUGUUCCAAUCAUUGGAAUGAGAAAUUUAAAAUGAUGAUAACUGACAGUAAACAGAAAGCAAUGCUUAUUAAGUCACGUAUAGCUCAAACACCUCAAAUACAACCCCAAUCUAAUGUUACUGAAUUUCAAUGUAACAAAUCAAAAGCUAUACAAUUUAAAGUUAAUUUUUAUUCAGAUAACUCUACAAUAUUGAAAAAUAUAAAAUUAAAUUCUGGUAAAAACCAAUGUAAUUACAUUAAAUGGAAACCACGUAACAACUUAAUGGUUUCAUCUGAUCAAUCAACUAUUAGGCCUAUCAGACAAUUAGAAAGUUGCAAGUAUAUACAUAUAGUUCCUAACUGGUAUAAAAAUGAAUUUGAAGAAUUAAAUUUGAAUACAAAUCCAAAUACAUUGUUCUUGUUUCCAGAACAAAAUAUUCUAAGCAACAGUUUAUUGUUAGAUGAAGUUCCAGUAGAGAAUACAGACUAUAUUGACCAAAAUGCUAUGGAUAUCGAAUGUGAAAAUGAGGAAGAAGAAAUUACAACUGAAGAGUACCCUUCUAGUAAUUCUGGAUACAUAGAUAUGCAUGAACUUAAAAAAUGUAUUAUGAGUACUAUUAAACCAGAUGGUGAAAAAACAAUAAAUAUUUCAUUUGCAGAUUUGUUAUUAAAAUUGCCAAAAGUUUUAACGGAAAAUAUGAAAGAGAAUAUAAGUGUAUCUGUAAUAUAUGUUGCUUUAUUGCAUUUAUGCAAUGAAUACAGUUUAAAUUUAGAAAGCAAAAAUGAUGAAAUUUUAAUCUCUCAAAAUUCUGUAAACAAUGAAGUAUUAGAAUAAGUUUUUUUUCUGUUAAAUUAAUUAUUAUUGUAUGAUAUUCAUAAUAAAAUUACCACUAAUUUACCUUGCUUAUACUAUUUAAUUUUAAAUCCAUAUAGCUUGGUCAGUGAAUCAUAUUCAUAUAGUUUCUUGUUUGUUACUUUCUUUGUUCCUAUACUAAAUAGGAUAUUAAAAGUGCAAAAGCGCAUAAUUGCCAAGUGUAUAUUCACUGAUAAGUGGUCAGCCUCCUAAAGAUACUAUUGUGAAUAAGUACUAAGUAAUAAGAAAGUACUCAAAGCUCUAUGAAUUUCCAAUCUACAAAGACCCCAUUACCUCAGAUUACAUAUAUA
Molecule: messenger RNA, 2646 nt
Organism: Rhopalosiphum maidis (corn leaf aphid)
Lineage: Eukaryota; Metazoa; Arthropoda; Insecta; Hemiptera; Aphididae
Exons: 12
Coding region: 419-2317 (632 amino acids)
Biological process (GO): mitotic chromosome condensation
Cellular component (GO): condensin complex
Molecular function (GO): chromatin binding
Source: RefSeq, a predicted model, not a curated record